This is a messenger RNA of Belonocnema kinseyi, 1757 nucleotides long. RefSeq names its product beta-1,3-galactosyltransferase 5-like. The coding region runs from base 282 to 1523 and encodes 413 amino acids. NCBI's taxonomy places the organism in Eukaryota, Metazoa, Arthropoda, Insecta, Hymenoptera, Cynipidae. Gene Ontology annotation, molecular function: hexosyltransferase activity. The transcript has 2 exons. Gene Ontology annotation, cellular component: membrane. The record is from RefSeq and is a predicted model, not a curated record.
AUUGUGUGGGGGUCGUGGAGUUGUCGAUAGCAGGGCAGGGGCAGCAACAGCAGGAUAGAAGCAGACAGGCGGGAUUUACUCAUGAGUAGCAGGUGCACCUGCCUCGAGGAGGGUUGUGGUUAUGGAAAACCGCAUUGUGCUCAGGGUGUUCAGUGUUUGACGUGACGUGUUCGAAGGUGGUCAGCGGAGGUUCGUGAUGUCCUGCGCGUUCCAAGAGUCAGGAAAGGGACGGCGGAGACCCAAGAUUAAUUUAGUUUAUUCGGCGGGCACACGACUCCGUCAUGUACCAGUUUUUACACCUCCGCAGUCGACCCCUGCAAACUCUCAUCUUCGGUUUGAUCCUUUUCACUUUCUACGCCUACUACAGGACUACGAUCACCGAUAUCCAAUUCACUAACUUUAGUCAUUUUUCGCCUCCGGAAGUAAUCCACACUCAUGGGAAUCUGAGCACAGACACUCAAAUUACCGCAACGUUUAAAAACCUGACCUUGGAACCGUCAGGCUUAAGUUCUAAUGUGUCUCACAACACAAGCAAUCUCUCUACUAUCCUCACAAUGGUCUCAGUGUCCUCCAGCUCUCAAUCUCCGUCUUCCCCGAGCAUUUCGAUCAACCUAAAACAGAGCAAUGACACACCGAAAGAACCGAAGGAUGUCAUAAUGAAAAUCUCCAACAAUACCGGAGGUAGUUCUCCAAUUUUAAACGCUGAUUCUGCACGUGCCAUAUAUGAAUCAGGACACUCGGUGUCAGUCUCCGAAAAAUGCCCCUAUUUUGGCAGGGACAUGAACUUAGUCAUAAUUAUAAUGUCAGCGCCAACUCACUUUGAAGCCAGAACAGCCAUUAGACAAACUUGGGGACAUUAUGGCCAGAGGAAGGACAUUAGUAUAGUUUUCAUUCUUGGCGCGACUUUCGAUAUGAAAAUCGAAAAAAUUCUUCGACGUGAAGGAGACAUGUAUGGCGAUGUGAUACGUGGAAAUUUCGUGGAUUCUUAUUCCAAUUUAACGCUUAAGACAAUCUCGAUUUUGGAAUGGGUAGACGUUUACUGUUCCGAGGUGAAGUUUAUCCUAAAGACUGAUGACGAUAUGUUUAUCAACGUACCGCGAUUACUCUCGUUUAUAAACAAACAUCAAAACGACAAGAAUGUUAUAUUCGGUAGAUUAGCUAGAAAGUGGAAGCCGAUUAGGAGCAAGAAGAACAAGUAUUACGUUUCCCAGGCACAGUACAAGUUGCCCAUGUUCCCAGAUUUUACGACAGGACCCGCCUAUCUUCUGUCCAGUGACGUGGUGCAUAGUCUUUACGAAGGGGCCCUGGACCAGACGUAUCUUAAACUCGAAGAUGUAUUCAUAACUGGAAUCGUUGCUCAUAAACUUGGAAUCAAGCGUGUCCUCGCUAACGAGUUUCUUAAUAAAAAAAUUUCGUAUAAUCCGUGUAACGUUCAAAGAGGUAUCAGCAUUCAUAUGGUGAAAUACAGUGAGCAAUUCGACCUCUGGAAAAAGCUGCUGGACGGUAAAAGCAAAUGCAAGUAAUGACCACUCAGAGGGGUUCUUUCGGCGAACCCCACAAAUCACGUUACUAUCAUGUCUUUAGACAUGAAGCAUAUUCUCAGUUGAUAUCGAUCUAUAGUUUUAUACCGGUUUUUGUUCUCACUGACACAUUUUGAUCAGAUGUGAAAUUGUGAAUGCUCAGUCUCAGAUGUACAAGUACUCAGAAAAUAGUAGAUAUUAGUUAUUAAUAUAAAUCACUUCAGAGGUGAUGCGAUC